Zalophus californianus (California sea lion) is the source of this 9133-nucleotide messenger RNA. RefSeq names its product progestin and adipoQ receptor family member 9 (gene PAQR9). Bases 294 to 1427 code for a protein of 377 amino acids. Gene Ontology annotation, cellular component: membrane. Gene Ontology annotation, molecular function: signaling receptor activity. The record is from RefSeq and is a predicted model, not a curated record. NCBI's taxonomy places the organism in Eukaryota, Metazoa, Chordata, Mammalia, Carnivora, Otariidae. The transcript is spliced from 2 exons.
CCCACAUCAAUCAUUUACAGGCCAGCUAGGGCUACUGCGGCCCGAGGAGGGGGGAUGGUACGGAACUCGAGACCGGGGACAACUCUAUCCCCCAAGGCGGCCGCGAAACACUAGCGGGGGAGGCCCCCGCCCUCCCUCGGAACGGUUGCUUCGAAUCAGGUCUUUUCUUGAAUCUGCAGCGACGCCCCCGGCGCGUGCACAAAGGCUCCGACGGCGGCCGGCGGGGACUGCCGAGCGCGCCGGAGCCGGCGCCAGAGGUCGCCUGUGCGCGCCCUAGCCAAGCCCCAGGCACCAUGCCGCGGCGCCUGCAGCCCCGGGGCGCGGGCACAAAGGGCCCGCCGGCCACGACCGCCGCGGCUUCGGAGGCGGCCUCAAGUUCCCACCCCUCCGCCUCCGGGGACCCUCCAGCAUCGGCCAAGCCGCUGCUGCGCUGGGACGAGGUUCCCGACGACUUCGUGGAGUGCUUCAUUCUGUCGGGCUACCGGCGGCUGCCAUGUACCGCGCAGGAGUGCCUAGCCUCGGUGCUGAAGCCUACCAACGAGACGCUCAACUUCUGGACGCACUUCAUCCCGCUGCUGCUAUUCCUGAGCAAGUUCUGCCGCCUGUUCUUUCUGAGCGGCCAGGACGUGCCCUUCCAUCACCCGUGGCUGUUGCCUCUGUGGUGCUACGCGUCGGGCGUGCUGCUGACCUUCGCCAUGAGCUGCACGGCGCACGUGUUCAGUUGCCUGUCGCUGCGCCUGCGCGCUGUCUUCUUCUACCUGGACUACGCGUCCAUCAGCUACUACGGCUUCGGCAGCACAGUGGCUUACUACUACUACCUGCUGCCGGGCCUGAGCUUGUUGGACGCCAGGGUGAUGACACCGUAUGUGCAGCAGCGCCUGGGCUGGCACGUGGACUGCACGCGCCUCAUCGCCGCCUACCGCGCGCUCGUGCUGCCAGUGGCCUUCGUGCUGGCCGUGGCCUGCACAGUGGCCUGCUGCAAGAGCCGCACAGACUGGUGCUCUUACCCAUUCGCGCUUCGCACUUUUGUGUUUAUCAUGCCCCUCAGCAUGGCCUGCCCCAUCAUGCUCGAGAGCUGGCUCUUUGACCUGCGCGGCGAGAACCCCACGCUCUUCGUGCACUUCUAUCGUCGCUACUUCUGGCUGGUGGUGGCCGCCUUUUUCAAUGUGAGCAAGAUCCCCGAGCGCAUCCAUCCAGGCCUCUUCGACAUUAUUGGCCAUAGCCACCAGCUCUUCCACAUAUUCACUUUCCUUAGCAUCUAUGACCAGGUGUACUACGUGGAGGAGGGCCUGCGCCAAUUCCUCAAGGCGCCGCCUGCGGCGCCCACCUUCUCUGGCACAGUGGGCUACAUGCUGCUGCUGGUGGUCUGUCUGGGACUGGUCAUCAAGAAGUUCCUAAACAAAACCGAAUUCUGCAGUAAAAAGUGAACCUCCGCCUUGGAGGAGGCUGCUGGUUUGCCCACCUAUUUGUUUGGAGUUUCUGUUGUUGCUGUUGUUGGUUUGUUUUCAAGUUUUGUUUUGUUUCCUUCUUUGCUCAAGGAAGGUGCUGCAAAACCACAGGGAAAAAGUCGAAUGCAACAAGGGGGUCUCAGUGCACUUGGGGGCUUUGGAAGAGGGAGAUAUGGUUCAAGCAAGAGGGAGAGUGCCACUGGUUCUUGCCCCUGGAAAAAAAAUUCGGGUGGUCUUUCUGACAUCCAGGGGUUUUUCAAAGGGAGUGAGUAAAAUCCCAAAUAAAACCCCGAACAGUUUGGUUUUCCAGUCAUCUUCUGCACCAGUGGUAAUGAGGAGUAGUCCUGGUGAGGUCAGAUAUGCAGUAAAGAGGGUAAGUAGACAAAAUCCCUGGGUGCUUCCAUUUCGGUCUGAGGAAUGCUUGGAUUUGUAAAAAGAAUGGAGCUUUGUAGGAAAUGGGCACAAAGACACAAACCCAGGGCUUAACCUACUAGAAAAUGCAUGGAAUGUGAACACAAAUUAUUUCAAAAUGUUUCUCAGAUGUUAUUUAAAUAGUAAUAUAUACAAUGAUUUUUCACAACUUAUCAAAGCCUGUGAUAUGCACUGAAUUUUCUUUGUUACAUAGUUUUGAAUUUUGCAGCCCUUCUGCAUUGCAUACACUUGAACUGGACAUCAGGGCAAGCUGCUUGAGAAUUCUCAACUACUUUUUUAAACAGUGUUUUCUGAAGGCUUAUGUGUGUUAUGAUACAACUGUGAAUUAUUCUACCUUAGGGACUCUGGUUAAACUAUUGUUGAGGAGCUCAGUGGUUUAUAUACAUCCCAGGUUCCAAUUCCUUUAUUACACAAAGCCCAUCUAAUUUUUUGUUUUGUUUUUAAUUUUAUUCUUUCUUUCUCUACUUAUUUAAAUUGCCACUGGAAUAAAUGUGCCUUUGAAGCAAUGCCCAAAUGACUGGUCGUCAGACAUAGUUUGCGUGGAGAGAGCAGUAAGAAUAAGCUUUUCUUACUUUACUGUAAAUCAGGGUCAAAACAUUCCAUCCAGGAGGGAAGGAAGAUGGUGUUGGUUUUAAUAUUUUCGUAGGACUGAAAGUAGCUUACCAGGAGAAAGGGAGCCAACCCACUAAUGUGGCUGUGGUUCUUAAUGCAGCCAUCAGGGGAGGUGAGAGGACACUAUUUUAGACCAAUGCCAUUUAUCCUUGCUUAAAAUUAAAAACAUAAUAUUCAGGAAUAACUGAGGCAGUUAUAUUAGGAAAGUCAGGAGCAUAUUACUUGAGUUGUAAGUGAAGAUGUUGAGUUAAAUAACAUUACCUUUGCAUAGUUAAACACUGGUAUCAUUUGGAUCCAUACUAUGGAAAUGAAUGGCAGUCACCCUAAAUCACUGAAAAAUUAGUGAACAUGUUCCUGAGAUCCUUUCUGACAACCACAUUGGCCAAUGUUAUUUAAGACAUUUCUCAUAAGUGAUAACCUGUACUUGAGAUAACAACUCUAGAUUAACACAAACCACUGAGGUGGCUUAUUUAAUUUAACUUAUCACACUUCCUGACAAGUCCUUUUGGUUAAGGGCCAAAUAAGUCAUUGAGUGGGGAGUCUUGACUUAAUAGUAUAAUUUAGAUCAAGCACAUAAGGUAGAUGAACACUUACCUCAGCACUUGGUAGGUUGGAACUCCUAAAAAGAUUGCUGUUUUUGUUUAUGCUUUUAAUCUCUACUGUAUUUGUAAACAGAGAGGCUUGGCACAAUUCCCUGGAGGAACCAGUAUCUUUGUGCGUUAAUUUGCACACAGAAGUUAACUUUUUAUAUGUCUGUAUUUAAUUUGGAACCUCUUAAUGGGAUCAUAAAUACACUUUGCACAUUUGCUGAUGGGUGUCAGUAUCUGAUCUUUUGCAAAGUGCAAGGAGAUCCCCAUUAGGUGAUAGAGGCUGAGAAUUUGUGCCUAGCACGGAUGUUAUAGCUAGUUAUACCUCAGCUGUAACUUAACUCAGUGCAUGUAUUCAAGAACAAUUGUGGAAAUCAGGAUAUUUCCACGUGCAAACUUAUUUGCAUGUCAUUGUUGUCCCUUCUAGAGCCCUAAAGAAUGUUGGUUUGGAAGCUAGAGAAAUAGGUUGAGGAGUGUUUGGUGGCUUCCUUGUAAAAUGGGACCUCCCCUUUCAGAAGGAACUUUCAAGGGACAGAAUUCUAAAAAAGGUCCAUGAGUUUGAGAACAAGAAAUAAACCCUGUAUUUGUCAUUUUAAGUUUUUGUUGGAGAUCUUCUCGGUCUACAAACAAUUCUCUUCUCACCCUGUGUCUUUGUCCUUAAGUAGAGGCCAUUUAAGGAUAAAAUUAUACCCAUAUCAUUUUCAAGUGGUUAUGAUGCAUGAGCCCAGUAAGGUGACACACUUUUCCCCUCAAAGUUUUCAGACCCACUAUGCCCCAGAGAGAAUGAGGACUCACUUCCUUCCCUUUGUUGUUUCCUUCCUUUACUUUCUUUUCUCCCAUUCCAUCUUAGUGUUUAUAUACCACAUAUAACAUUGACAAAAGGACAUUCUAGUUGAAAACAGUGGUUUGGCUUCACUUCCUGUUUGCAAAUAGAUAUAUGCUAUGUAGGACCAGGGAUGAUUUGUGAAACCGUGUAUGUUAUUUGCUAAAUUAUAUCAGAUUUCUGCCCAGAUAAAUGGUGAUAUUUUAGAUUCAGCAUAUAUUUACUGAGUCUCCAUUUGCAUGGAACUAGCCAAGUAUAUUAUUACAUAUUUCAGGGGUAAUAGGACAAUCAGAAUGAAAUAUCUUUAAAAAUAUUUUUCACAUUCUCCACUUUGCGAAUUAGGAUUCAGUUUUACUUUUAUUGUGUUCACCUGCUUGAAAUGUAGGACAAAUUAUAAAUGUAGAAUGUAAGAAUGUACUCCAUUAUCUCUGUAAACCUAUUUUGGCAGUGGAAUUUUGAAGCAUAUUAUGUAAUGCAUUUUAUUUUUACUUGUUAGUCAUGAUCUAGAUGACAUCUCAAGAAGUAGCGUCAGAGAGUCCUGCCUGGGAAAUGAAGGUGUUUGACUUUGGAGCCUGUCACCCUGGGGGUUGGUCUGUGGGGUUGACUCAGCUGAGUUAGUUGGUUAAAGGGGGUUGCUUUCUUCCCUGUCCUUGGCAGCUGCACCCUCAGGUGAAAGGGAUGACCUUCCCAGACAGAAGUGAGUUUUUUGGUCAUGUCAUGACUGGCUUGUAAAAAUAAGCGUGAUCUUUUCCGCUGUCCAUACACUUUCUAUAAAUAGCCCAGGAAGAAAGUAUGGGGCUUCAGAGCUAACCAGAGUGGCUUUCACAUGUUUCCAUUCAUAAAUCCUGCCCGUAAGUGCUUGCAGUUAAAAACCAUUUAGCCUAAUUCAUUAUGCCACUCCAGGGUAAUCAUUUCUAAGAAUGCAAAAUUGGGGGGAUGGAGGUGAUUUUUGUAAUUUUUUUCAGAUUUGGUGCUGAAUCUGAGGGCUCACAGCAAUAAUAAACAGGGAUUGUUACCUGCAAAUCUCUUCACAACUCUACGUAGUUAAUCUGCACAAAGCUAGAGUAAGAGACAGGUAUAAUAGGAACUAUCUCCAUUUCUAGGUUAUACCAAGGUGGCAGAAUCAAGUUUUCUUUUUUUUUUUAAAGAUUAAAGAUUUUAUUUAUUCAUGAGAGACAGAGAAAGAGAGAGAGAGGCAGAGGGAGAAGCAGGCUCCCAAGGAGCAGGGAGUCUGACGCGGGACUCGAUCCCAGAACCCUGGGAUCACGACCGGAGCCAAAGGCAGACGCCCAACCAUCUGAGCCACCCAGGCGCUCAGAAUCAAGUUUUCAAACUGGCAUUAGAAGUAGGGAUGGUUGUGUGCUCACUUGUGAGUGUUUGCUAGUUUGCAUGGCUCUGAUGCCUGGUCAAGCACAGAGACACCAACUGGAGAUGUGUAUCUCCAUAAUUAUAUAUCUAUGAUUAAUAAUAUCUAAUACCUAUUUUAUAUAUAGAGAUAUAUAAUUUAUCAUUGUAAAACAGCAAAGUGAGAUGUGGUUAUCCUUGAAUUUAGAUUAUAGAAUCUUAAAAAAGUGUACUUAGUUUUUAUCAUCUUGGGUUGUUCAUCUGUUGAAGUCUUCUACUGCUGACUUCACUCUGUCAGUAUCCUUUGAGUUGAUUUCCACAUUUGUCCACGUCAUCCUUUUAGUGAUCAUUGAGCACCUACUGCAUAUAAGACAUCAGGCAAGGAUCCAUCCAUAUUAUUACAGCUGUUACCCCUUUGCUGGCGGAACAGAGAUGGAAACACCAGAAAGCCCUCUAGCCAGGAACCAAACUCUGACCUUGGCCAUAGCAGAAUGUCUUAAGCCACUGAAUUUGGUUCUUUUCUCCUUUCUGUUAGCAUAGGAGCAAUGCAUAGAAUCUUACUUCAGUUAACAUGCUAACUUAUCCAGAAUCAAUUUCUUCCUUCCUUCCUUCCUUCCUCUCUCUCUCUCCUUUCCUCCCUCCCUCCCUCCUUCCCUCCCUUCUUUCCUUCCUUCCUUCCUUUUACUGUCUGCUCCUAGGCCUAUGUGAAUUUUGUGGCUAAAAAUAACUAGAGAAUUUAAUGUAGGAUGCAGGUGAAGGGAUAGCAGGCAUAUGUACUUGGAGAGAGUUGAAAAUUUUUAUCAUCACUAUUAAUUAAUAGGAAUGCUACUAACAACCACUUUUUGGGAGGUUAAUAGUAUUUAUGUCAUUAUGAAGCAAGUUUCAUCCAAAGUGCCUAGACUAUGAUGUCAUUAAAUGUCUGAAUUUCAUAGAUAGCAUACUUAUGUUUUAAAAAUAGGAGCUUCAAUCCGCAAAGGUGAACUCAUGUUCUUUAGCCUUUUUCUUCUUUUAAGGUCUUUGUGUUGUAAUCUAUAAAACAUGUCUUAGAAAAAAUUACUCUGGAGGAAAUUAUUAAAAAAAAAAUAUCAGAUGUGAAAAAGGAAGAAGGCAUGAGAGCAGGGGAGAACAAGGAGGAUUAGAUUCAAACAGAAUGGGAUAGCAAGUUCAACUGUGGACAAUUUCUCCUGAGUUUUAAAUUUUGUCCCUAGAAAAGCAUGUGAACUCCCAUGGUGUUAGCACUCAAAUGGACAGGCAAGGAAUUCUCUUUGGCAGCCUAACCACAUCCUGUAGUUUUUGACCUGAGCACCAGUGCCAAGGUAUAUUUUGAGUAGUACUCUUACCCUUGGCUUAAUGUCCUUAAUUUGUUUCCAUAAAAUUAGGACAUAAGGCAAAAAGGCAUUAGGGGAUAGCACCAGCCAAUUGUAAAUCACCUUUCGAAUCAUUUCUUUGAAGGACUAUCAAUAUCCUCUGAUAUAAAUUGCCUGACGAAAAGCAAACAAGUCUAGACAAACUGAAAAAAGAAAGCAUUCAUUGCUUAAGCUGAGUGAGCACCAUUGUAUUCCAAUGUGAUAGGCCGCACACCUUCCUGUUGAAGGUUUUAUUCCUUCAUCACUACUAUGAAUAAUUAUCUUUUAAUUGUGAAAUGGGUAUCAAUUCUUAAUUACUCUUCCAAAAAUCUAAUACAAAUUUUUGCUCUUGUUUCAAAAGAACAGAUGUAUUGCAUUUCUGGUUUGUAGAUUUCUAACUAGCUUGUAGACAUUUUUGUUUUAGAACAGCUUAAGAGUCUGUGAGCAAGUUGCAGAAUUAGAGUGUUUAUUUAUAGGUCAGGGGCCAAGAAUGCUCCAUUGGCUGUUAGCCGUGGCAGAAUGUGACUUGGGAAAGCUCUGAACACAUCCUUACGUGCAACAAAACGAUCACUUAUUUACUAUCUAACUCAAUGGAAAAGAGCCUUUUGUUUGAGCUUUGGGAAAUGUUCCCCAAUGUAUUGUGCUUCUAAAUGUGAUGCAUGAUCCUCAAUAUUUUUUGUUCUUGAACAGUCUCUGAAAGCUAUUCCAAACGUGGCGUUCCUCAAGGGAUAUUUCUUGAAUGUGCAAAAGUAUUCUCGAAUGUGUCAAUGUGGCAGGCCACCUUUCUCAUGCCUUACAGCUCCACCUAAAAUAUGCAAUAAGCACUCACGUAGGAGUGGAAGGGUCUUCAGAUGGUUAUAUAACCACGCCGUAGAAAUGGCCCUGCUCCUCAUGGCUCACACACCACACUGAGAAAGGACAUCAUGUAAAUAAACUUUUGUUUCUAGAUGAGGGGAGUACGGGGACACACGUUAAUUUCGUUUCUUCUUUUAGUUCCAUCUGUAAUUAGAAAGUGUAAUCUUUUUAAUAUGCUGGAUGCAAAAAAAGAAAAUAGGAAAACAUUUUAAAGAGGUAUUCUAAUUUUCUAUUUUAAAAUUUAUAAUAGCAGUUUGUUUGUAAAAACAGGCCUUAGCACAUAGAUGAGAACCAGCGCUUUUUGGAAAGCCUCAUCUUUGUCCUUGGGAGUUUAAUCACCUUGAGCUCUUAUCCAAAUGAUAAAGACCUAGCAGGUCUUUAAAAAUGUACAUAAUGUAUAGUUUAAAGAAGGGUAAAAAACAAAAAAAACCAUUUUUUUAAACGAAAGAAAACAGGUCAGAUAUGUUCUAGGUGUGUAACAAGGUUAAAUUAAACAUCUUUUAAAAAUUCUAGUUAAAAACUUCAUUAAAUUCACUCUUCCAGCAAGACUUAGCACAGAAGGUCUACUUUUCGACCAGGUUGAUUUCCUUUUCUGGAGACUAUGAGCAGAAUUAUUCUGACGAAGAAACUGAGUCCCAAGGCAGUAAGGGGAUGAGGCACAGUUCACUUCGAUGACGGUAUAACCACAGCAAAUGACAUAGCCGGGAAACUGUACAACCCUGGACACGUGCUUCUCGUUUCUGUGGAGUGGAAAGGAGUGUAGAGCCCCAUGCUAUCACUACACAGACCUGGAGAAGGCUGUCUGCAUUGCAGGGCUGGGGGUGACCCGGUGGCUGUUAAACUUUUAUCUGCAUAAAGCAUGUGGUAGCUCUAAACUCCUCAUUUCAGCCUUCUCCCAGGCCAUUCCCACCACCCUCGAAGCCUUCGGUUUCCACAACCUCUGCCUUGAAGACAAAAGGGUCUAGAAGGAUUCCAUGUGUAUUUAGGCCUUGUCCAACCAUCUGCCUUAUGAAGUUCAUCCAUUUCUAAACCAAGGACUUAAAUAUGAUUACUGCGCUUGGAUUUACAAGAAUGUACAAUCAGCAGGUCCCCUUUUGCAGUAAAGGGCAUUAAUCGAAGGCCAUACUCAUUUUUUCCCUCAGGUCAGAGGCGGAGGGAGAAUUUCAUUGACCAAAUAGAGACCUCCUUGUGUCAGUAUUUUUUUUUUUAAGUUCAUUUAAUGGUGAUAAUGGAGGGAGAAAGGAGUCAAGGAUAAUGCAGGCAUGAAGAAAGAAACCAAAAGAAAGAUCCCACUGCUUGCUAAAUUAAUUCUUCUUAGGCUGCCUGACUCCAGCCAUCACCCACAGCUGUAUUUAGCUGGCUAGAGAGGCUUCUCAGGAUGUGUGAACUUCCAUACAGGGACGAUGAUGUGAUUUCAAAUCAGUGGUGUUCUCUACCAGAGAAGCAUUACUCAAUCAUAAUUCCACAUUACCUGAUAAACCAAUUUAUAGAAAUAGAUACCACUUUGGUCAGUUCUGUGCAUGUAGCUAACAAAAUUGUGGCUCAUUUCUCUUGUAUAGUUUGCUAUGAUUUUGGUUUUCUAAGACAUUUGUUCCUUAUGGUCUCGAACAUGGAAUUCUAUAUUAAUAUUAUAACUGUGUAUUUUUUGCUGAAAAACAAAUGUAUGAAGUAAGAAUAAAUUAUUUG